Messenger RNA from Polistes dominula (European paper wasp), 6833 nucleotides. RefSeq names its product phosphatidylinositol 4-kinase III alpha (gene Pi4KIIIalpha). The record is from RefSeq and is a predicted model, not a curated record. Gene Ontology annotation, biological process: phosphatidylinositol phosphate biosynthetic process; phosphatidylinositol-mediated signaling. Gene Ontology annotation, cellular component: cytoplasm; plasma membrane. Gene Ontology annotation, molecular function: 1-phosphatidylinositol 4-kinase activity. NCBI's taxonomy places the organism in Eukaryota, Metazoa, Arthropoda, Insecta, Hymenoptera, Vespidae.
AUGCAUAUACGUCAAAUCAGUCUUACGUCAACUCUUUUCACAGUGCAGUAAUAUUUUGAAAUAAUGAAUAGAUGAAACUGUUUCACUAAUAUAUAAUAUAAAAAGAAGAGUAUUUAGGUGAAUCUGUGUAAAAUGGUGGCAGACGAGAAAUUGUUUUUUUCAAAAGCUGUACAACAUUUGGCUAGAUGUCUUGCUGCUAUUAAACCUACACCAUGGGAAAAGGUAACUCGUUUAUUCAAAUUAUGUCCACAAGAAACUGCUCAAGGAAUAUAUCGUCUGGAUCAACGUGGACAAGAUGCAACUAUCGCAUUGGGAAUAUAUUUUCUGGAAUCAGGAUUACAACAUCGGGAUCGUAUUUUACCAUAUUUUUUACGAUUGUUACGUGGUCUUCCAAAAGCUGUUUGGUUGGAUGAAGUUAGAGUUUCACCCAGCGAAAGAGUUCCUGUUGCUGAACGUUUUAGUUUUUGUUUGAAUACAUUAUUAAGCGAUAUUGCUGCAAGAUGUGAAUCAGCACGUGAGGAAAUUAUUUCUACACAAAUUGAGAUAUUAGCAGUUUUGACAAAUCUGAUACGUGGUUAUAAAGAACAAAAUGGAAAUAGGGGUAUGCAAGCAAAAUUGUCCUUAUGCAAAUCUCUAGUUCCUGUACUUAUCGGACUGGCAAGAUCUAUGGGUCGUUUCGCAUGUACAGAUCCACCAUUGCUCUGUCGUAUCUUUCCACGGCCAGAAACUCCAGUUUCUUUUACAAAUACAGAAACACGUUUAACAUCGGAUAAAAAACAACAUAGCUUCUCAAAUUUUCGUCCAAUUAUUCCACGAUCUUUAAGUGGAAAUCUAAAUCCUUAUCCACCAAUCGAUAAUACACCAGCAUUGCUAACGGCUGAUUCUGAUUAUUCAACUAUCAAGAGACCAUCGUUACAAUCUUUUUCAUCUGUACCGUAUGAUCCAGUUACAUACUUUUUCAGUAGAUAUGGAUCAAGCUUUAAUCAAUUUCCACAAAUGCGAUGUAAUGAAAGUCCUGAAAAAAGGGCUGCAAUGCAAUUUAAUGUUGUACAUUUACAAAGUGUCCUAGCAUUAGCUAAAAAGCUACUUACUAAAGAUAUUCUUAACUUUCUCGACGAAGAAGCACAACAAGUUUAUAAUUCUGGUCAAGUACAAAUAUUUCCAUAUCGUACAUUCAGCGAAACUAUGAAUCUGGUUAUGGUAGCGGUGUUACGAGAAUUAUUACAAAAUCAACGUGAUUUACCUGCUCCAUUUACAAGAGAUGUACAAGAAUUUGUUAAAGGCCUUUUUCUAUCGGGACAGACAGAACUACAAUCUAGACAACACGAUGCUAGUGAGAGAGAAGAUGUAGAUACUAAUUUUCGUACAGUAAAUAGAUUCAAAGUUAACGUCAUGGCAAAUUCUGCAUGCGUUGAUCUUCUUGUUUGGGCCAUUGGAGAUGAAACUGUGAACGGGGAGUAUGAUACAUCCGCGCUGUUCGCGGAUAUCAGUUCUAUGCUGCUCGGCGAGGGUGCUGAUAGUCUGUGUGGUCGUCUUGUUGAAAAAAUUAAUUCCAAUCAUGGUCCAAAACUUGUAUUAGCACACAUGCCCUUAUUAUUGGUAUGCUUAGAAGGUUUAGGAAAAUUAGCUCAAAAGUUUCCUAAUAUUGCAAGUACUUCUAUAUAUUAUCUUCGUGAAUUUCUAAUUGUUCCUUCACCAAUAUUAUUAAAAUUAUAUCGUCAACUAAAUGAAAGAUCUAUAAAGGAACAUCAUUUUAAAGUUACCGUACAAGGAAAAGAAGUACAAGAUUCCAAACAGACAACAUCAUCCGUUCAAAUUGCUUUUGAAAAAUUACGUGAUGCAGCAAUUGGCAAUCUUUGUAUAGCUUUGGAAGCAGCACAUUCUGUUAAUCCAGAUUGUGUACCAGCACUAGUGGCUAGUGUAUCUAAUAGAUUGUUUGCAGCAGACAUAUGUGAUGGAGAAUCUGAUGAAAAAUCAAAUAGCGAGUUAAUCUCCAAAAAUAUUGUUAUUAUGUUAGGACACGUAGCUGUUGCUUUAAAAGAUACUCCAAAAACAAUGCGUACAAUAUUUCCAUUUUUCCAUCAACUAUUUUGUCGUUCACCAAGUGAUCUGGAUUUUUUGAUCGUGGAUCAAUUAGGUUGCAUGAUUAUUGCUAAAUGUGAAGCGCAGAUUUACGAGGGAAUAAUGCAAAUGUUUUCAAUGUCAUUGGGAUCAAGUACUGCAACUUAUGCAUCAAAUGACGAUAGAAAACAAUACUGUCAUGUUUCUAAAGCAGUAACAAAUGCUCUUGCUAACAUAGCAGCUAAUUUACAAGGAGAAACAGAAUUAAAUGACUUGCUUCUUCAUCUUUUAGAACUUUUUGUUCAAUUAGGUUUAGAAGGUAAACGUGCCAGCGAUAAAGUCCAAAAUAGUAUUGCUACAACGAAGACAACAAAUAGUGCUGGAAAUUUAGGAGUACUAAUUCCUGUUAUUGCCAUAUUAUUACGACGUUUACCACCAAUUAGGCAUCCACAAAAAAGACUUCUAAAGCUUUUCAAAGAUUUCUGGGUCUAUUGCGUUGUAAUGGGAUUUGCUUCUGAUCAGCAAUCAAAAAUAUGGCCCAUUGAAUGGUAUGAUGGUGUCAAAGAGAUAGCUGUUAAAUCACCUUAUCUUAUUUCACCAACUAGUGCACGUCUUGAGAUGCGAGAACUGCAGUAUACUUCAGCAGUACGCAAUGACAGUGUUUCGUUAACUGAACUUCAAGAAUUACGUAGCCAAAUAUUAAAAUUAAGCAGCCGGUCCAAUGAUAUAUCAGCAUAUGUAGCAAAAUUACAGUUUGCUCAGUGUACAUAUUUAUUAUCAGUGUAUUGGCUGGAAACCUUAAGGGUUGCAAAUAGUCCAGAACCUAGUUUACAUCCAAUAAUGGAAUAUUUAUGUGAUACUGAUUUGCAAAAAGAUAAAAGUGGUAUGUGGCAGUGUAUAUGUUGCAUUGCUGAUUCUGUCUUUGUUAGAUUUAAAGAUGUCAUGCAACGCAAACCAAAGGAUGAACAACGUGAAAAAGAAUUAGAAAAUCACGCUCAAUUCUUAUUAGUAUAUUUUAAUCAUGUACAUAAACAAAUUCGACGUGUGGCAGAUAAAUAUCUCAGUGCAUUAGUAGAUGCAUUUCCACAUUUAUUAUGGAAUUGUAAAGUAUUAUGGAGUAUGUUGGAUAUAUUACAGAUUUUAUCAUUUUCUUUACAAAUUGAUCCAAAUGAGGAAACACCUAGUUUACGUAUACCUAAUACACCUUACAGCAUUGAACUUAUGAAUAGUCUUGAAGCAAGAGAGAUUAUUGUAAAAGACUUUACGGCAAGAUGUAAAGGUAUAGUACAAGAAGCAAUGAAGUGGGCUCCUCAAGCUACAAGAUCACAUGUACAAGAAUAUAUAAAUCAAAUACCAUCUUCUGGUAUGUGGCAUCAUUCUGGAUUAUCUUUAGCAACAGAUUCGGUUCUUGAAUUUGUAGAUUUAACAGUUCCAACAGCUCUUCCAUCAAGCACAAAUUCAUUGGAUAAAAGACCUCGUGGUCCUAAAGGUGCAAGUUCAUGGCUUUUUUCAAUGAUGGCAAUGCGUUUAUGGCAUGCCGGUGAAGUAGCAGGUAUGGUUGCACUUGCUCGUUCAGAAUUUCCGACAAAUAAAAUGUCAAUAGAAGAAUCUAGAGUAGCAGUUGUACAACAACUUAUUGAUGCUGUUUGGAGUGCUUGUCGUGAAUCUAAUGAUCUUCAACAUCGUGGUGCUCUUUGGCGUGCUACUGCUCUUUUAAUAUCCAUGCCAGGAAUACACAGAAGACUUUUGCAAACUGUUGCCUGCUCUCAGGUUGAAUUAUUUACAAGUGCAGCAAUGACUACUGCUGUUGAAUGUUGGCAAUGGAUUCUUACUGUACGACCUGAUCUUAAAUUACGUUUCUUACAAGAGAUGCUUGUCGCGUGGCAAUACACUGUUGAUAAGAAAAUGGGAUUAUUUUCUGCUGAAGAAGAAGAAGUAAGUCCAUUAGCAGUUUAUGAAGGUUGUAAAUUAGAACCUAAUCCACCAGACGUAAAACCUCAUGAUAUUUGGAUAUCAUUUAUCAUGGAAUUAAUUGAAACUGCAAAAUACUGUUGUCAAGAAACGGUGGAUAUGAUAGUAAUGUUGCUUCAUCGAUCAUUACCAAUGUCUGUUGGUGCAUUUGGUGAAGAACCUACAAUAAACAGGCAUGUAGCUGCAGUAGGAGUACGUUUCAAAUUGUUAUCUUGUGGUUUACUUCUCCUUCAAGGUGAUAUUUUACCAAGAUCACUAAGUAAAAAUGUUCUAAGAGAACGUGUUUAUUCUAAUUGUUUAGAUUAUUUUUGUCGAGAACGACAAGUACCUACUCAAGAACUCGAACAACUUCGUGAAGAUAUAGUUACACUAAUACGUUUUUGGCAGGUAAUGCACAGUGAUAAAAAAUAUUUGAUGAUGACUGGAAAUGAAAAUGAUUUUGAUUUAACAAUACAACCUCAAGUGUAUACAGCAAGUGUACUUGUAACGAGUGAAACAAUCAAUUCGAUAACUGCAACAUUAAGUCCAGCUAAUAAUGAUUAUUCAAAAACACCUACCAGUGUGUGGGUUAAUGCUAUGCCAAUGUCAACCAGUAGUAAUACAUUGAGCAAACGUAGUAAUCGAAGUAAACGUGUCGUCAAUACCAAUGUUUUUGUCAAAGAUUAUAUUAAAAAGCGUAAUUUAAUUCUUGAAUUGUUAGCAGUAGAAAUAGAAAUGUUAUUGGUUUGGCGUAAUCCAGGUUGUAGACAAGAAUUAGCACUCCCAGGAGAAACUAGUAUUGCUGAAUGGCGUGCUAAAGCUAUGAAUGAAAAAUGGAGAGAAUAUACGCGUUUAGCUUGGGAAAUUAGUCCAAGUCUUGCUGUAUUUAUGCCAGUACGUUUGAAGAAUUCUGAAAUUAUUAUCAAAGAAAUUUGUGGAUUGGUGAGACAAAAACCUGUUUCAGUUAUGCAUAUUUCAGAAGCUUUACAAUAUCUUGUAACUACAGAUACUCUUUUGAAUGAUGUUCCUGAAUUGGUUUACAUGUUAACAUGGGCAAGAGUUUCACCUAUUCAUGCAUUAGCAUACUUUUCUCGUCAAUUUCCACAUCAUCCAAUUUCUGCUCAAUAUGCAGUACGAGUAUUAGACAGUUAUCCUGCUGAUGCUGUACUUGUUUACAUACCACAACUUGUACAAGCAGUUCGCCAUGAUUCUAUGGGCUAUGUUACUGAAUUUAUUAAAAAGAUUGCUAAACGUUCUCAGGUAGUAGCACAUCAAUUGAUAUGGAAUAUGCAUACAAAUAUGUAUAUGGAUGAAGAAAAACAAGUAAAAGAUCCAGUUCUUUUUGAUGUGUUAGAUUCAUUAGUGAAAAAUAUUCUUAAUGCAUUAUCCGGUCCAGCUAAACAAUUUUAUGAAAGAGAAUUUGAUUUCUUUGAAAAAAUAACUAAUAUAUCUGGUGAAAUUAGGCCAUAUCCAAAAGGUCCUGAACGUAAAGCAGCAUGCUUGGAAGCUUUAUCAAAAAUCAAAGUACAACCUGGUUGUUAUUUACCAUCUAAUCCUGAAGCAAUGGUUAUUGAUAUAGAUUAUAAAAGUGGGACACCUAUGCAAAGUGCUGCUAAGGCACCAUUCCUUGCACGUUUUAAAGUUCAAAAGUAUGGUAUUAAUGAAUUAGAAAAUAUUGCAUUAGCGGUGUCAACAAAUGGAAAAGUUGAGAGAAAGAAAGAUACUGGAAAAGAAACAUGGCAAGCUGCCAUUUUUAAAGUUGGCGAUGAUGUUAGACAAGAUAUGCUAGCAUUACAAGUAAUUAGUAUAUUUAAAAAUAUAUUCCAAAAAGUUGGUCUGAAUUUAUUUUUGUAUCCAUAUAGAGUAGUGGCAACAGCACCAGGGUGUGGUGUUAUUGAAUGUGUACCAGAUGCAAAAUCACGAGAUCAAUUAGGACGUACAACAGAUAUUGAUAUGUAUCAAUAUUUCAUUACACGAUGUGGUGAUGAAACAACGAAAGAAUUUCAAACGAUUCGACGUAACUUUGUUAGAUCAAUGGCUGCUUACAGCGUGAUUACGUAUCUUCUUCAAAUUAAAGAUCGUCAUAAUGGAAAUAUUAUGUUAGACAGUCAAGGCCAUAUAAUACAUAUAGAUUUUGGCUUUAUGUUUGAAAGUUCUCCUGGAGGAAAUCUUGGAUUUGAACCUGAUAUCAAACUUACUGAUGAAAUGGUACUAGUUAUGGGUGGUAAAAUGGAAGCUGCACCUUUUCGUUGGUUCAUGGAAUUAUGCGUUCAAGCUUUUCUAGCUGUGAGGCCUUAUCAAGAAGCAAUCAUUUCUCUUGUUUCUCUAAUGCUCGAUACAGGCUUACCAUGUUUCCGAGGUCAAACAAUAAAAUUAUUACGUGGUAGAUUUGUUCCAACAGCUACUGAUAGAGAAGCUGCUGCUUUUAUGCUUAAUGUUAUUCGUAACAGCUACCUCAAUUUCCGUACGAAAACAUAUGAUAUGAUACAGUAUUAUCAAAAUCAAAUUCCUUACUAAAUUAUUAACAUAUUCUCCAUUAUAUUAUUAUACUGUUUGUUGGAUCUAUGUCGAUGAUCUAUGUUAUGUAACUUUCUUCACAAAUGUGCAAAGUAUAUAAUGUAUAAUAUGGUUAAAUGUGAUAUAGUAAUUAUGGAACUGUAUAAAAGUAUCAAUAUCAUUGUUAUUUUCAUUUCUAUAUGUAUAUUAUAAAAUAAUGAUAUUUUAUUUCAUUGAUAGUAAAAUAUGUGAAUUAUAUGAGAACAUUCCGUUACUUAUAAUCGUGCUGUUAAUUGUAAAGUUAUUAAAUUAAUUCACUGUAAUAA